GUGGCUUCUCAACUGUGUUUCUGGUACGUACCCAUGGCGGGGUACGAUGUGCACUGAAACGUAUGUGUGUUAAUAACGUGCCGGAUCUCAACAUAUGCAAGAGAGAAAUUACAAUUAUGAAAGAGUUAUCUGGGCACAAGAAUAUUGUGAGCUAUUUGGAUUGUGCUGUUAACUCUGUAAGUGAUAAUGUUUGGGAGGUACUCAUUCUCAUGGAGUACUGUCGAGCUGGGCAGGUUGUGAAUCAGAUGAAUCAGCGUCUGCAGACGGGCUUUUCUGAAUCGGAAGUAAUGAGGAUAUUUUGUGAUACCUGUGAAGCUGUUGCCCGGUUGCAUCAGUGCAAAACACCUAUAGUUCACCGGGACCUAAAGGUGGAGAAUAUCUUGUUGAACGAUAACGGGAACUAUGUUCUCUGUGAUUUCGGCAGUGCCACUAACAAAUACCUUAAUCCUCAAAAAGAAGGUGUUAAUAUGGUUGAAGAAGAAAUUAAAAAGUACACAACACUAUCAUACAGAGCACCCGAAAUGAUCAAUCUUUAUGGAGGGAAACCAAUUACUACCAAGGCAGAUAUCUGGGCCCUUGGCUGCUUGCUGUAUAAACUUUGUUUCUUUUCACUUCCCUUUGGAGAAAGUCAGGUUGCUAUUUGUGACGGAAGCUUUACCAUUCCGGACAAUUCCCGAUACUCUCAUGGAAUACACUGUUUGAUAAGAUAUAUGCUUGAACCAGAUCAAGAACAGAGACCCGAUAUCUUUCAAGUAUCUUACUUUGCCUUUAAACUUGCCAAAAAGGAUUGUCCAGUGUCUAAUAUUCAU
Merops nubicus (carmine bee-eater) is the source of this 809-nucleotide messenger RNA. Its product is annotated as BMP-2-inducible protein kinase-like. The record is from RefSeq and is a predicted model, not a curated record. Gene Ontology annotation, biological process: protein phosphorylation. The transcript has 7 exons. Gene Ontology annotation, molecular function: protein kinase activity; ATP binding. The annotation marks the transcript as partial. NCBI's taxonomy places the organism in Eukaryota, Metazoa, Chordata, Aves, Coraciiformes, Meropidae.